UCGACUGUCCAUCGUAUUCGACCUUCCAUCUCUGUGUUCUUCCCGCAAUUUCACUCCUGUUCUUCAUCAAGGCAAGUCAAGCCCUAGUCAAACACUUGCUGUUUUCUUUUUCAUGAUAUGCCCUCUUCUUCCUGCUCACCGUCAGUACCAAGAAAACCCGAAGUCACAGUUCCAGAUUUCUCGAAAUCUAGGUUUCUUUUCUGAGUUUCGGUUAACCUUUAAUCGAUUUAGAUAAGUGGCACUGGCAUUUCUCGUUAUGUCGGACGCUUUAAGGGGUUUGGCGGCUUCAGAAGAACGCAAUAAAGUAGGACCAGAUUACUUCGGUUACUUUUUGCACGAAGUAGAACAGUUGAUCUCGCAAGAUGAGGAUACCCUGCUUUCAUCUUCUCCAAGCUCUUGUUUAUCUGAAAAAAAAUGUGCGGGCAUCAGAGAUAAGAAUACAGUUAAUGUCUCUGGUUCUUCUUUUAGUCAUUGCAUACUGCCUAGGCUCUCAGAUUCCAAAAAUGAAAGAUUGAAGCUAUUGCUGAAUGAGGCUUUGAAGUUGCUGACUUCAGAAGUUGAUCAGGUACUAGAACCUGUCAUAUCUAUGUGCCAGUUACAGUCACAGAUCCGAACCAAAAAGUGUAUGUCAAGUAAUGCAGGUCCAGUUUCUGAUGGUGGUGAAGACCGAGUUCCUCGUAAGAGACCCAAGUUGUCCUCUUCCUCAGAAACCGCGAUCUUUACUCAUGAUAGUCCAAACAAUUGUGAAUCUUUUGGAGAGGGUGAUGAUGAUUUGCAGUUUCUUCUGAAGAAUGACAGUUUGCUGGUUGAGGAGACAAUAAAGAAGCAUUCCGAUGAAUUAUCUGCAACGCUAGGGCACAUGGAGCAGCAGCUUGAGAAACUUCUUCAGACAGUGGUAUCAAAAUGCAGACCUAUGUCCCUAAAUGAGAAGCAGCAGCUUUGCAAACUUAUCCAAAAGCUACCGCCACAAAAUCUCAACCGUGUUGCUGAGAUUAUUCAACAGAGUAGGCCAUCAGAAAAACAGUAUUGUGAUGAAAUCUCUGUCAAUUUGGAAAAUGAGGAUAUUAUAACGCUCUGGCGAUUGUAUUACUAUGUUGAAGCAGUUGAGAAAGCUAAAAGGCUCUCAGCUAGCUCUAUCUCAACGUUGCAGGGUCAUUCUUAGCAGAUAGUCAAUAGGAAAAUCAUGCUCAAAUUCCACUGUACUGGAGACAUGGCUAUAAGUUUUGCAGCUGUAAGCGAGCACUUUGUGCAUUUUAUUAUGGCUUGAUCAAUAUUUUUUGGGAGGGUUGACAGAAGGAUCUUUUCAAGCCUCUACUCCUAGAGUUAGCAAGACCCAAUUCUUUCUGAUUGGACCAUAAUUGCAGUUGAGUAUAAAUGCACAAGUACUGACCAUUUGAACCCAUCACUUGGUGAUUCCCCAGCAAAUCCAACCAUAAUGUUACCCCAAGUAUAGGCGAACACUGUAUAUGCGUGGAUAUCCUUACCCCAAAAUUUUAGUUCAACAUGUUGAUAAAUUCUUGAGUCCGGAAUUCUUUUGCA
Molecule: messenger RNA, 1539 nt
Organism: Tripterygium wilfordii
Lineage: Eukaryota; Viridiplantae; Streptophyta; Magnoliopsida; Celastrales; Celastraceae
Exons: 7
Coding region: 257-1162 (301 amino acids)
Source: RefSeq, a predicted model, not a curated record